AUGAAAAAAGUCGGCUCGUGUCCGCAUCGACCGGGGGCGGGGCCGAGGGCGGUGCCGGCCUCCCCGCCCCGCCCCCGGGCCGACUGCCGCCGUCGGCUAGGCCCGACCGGCAGUCGCUCGGCCGCCGCCACGCGCCGCGCACGGCAUGCCCCGCGAAUGGGAGUGUACGAAGAGAGGGGGGCGAUGCACUGGCAACAGAGUGAGCGGUACCUAUCUUCGGCAUACGAGGCGGGGGCCGAGUUGUCACCUGUGGCGCCAGUCGCGUCGCCAGGCUCGCCCCGUGACUGCACUUCGUGUCGCAAGAGGGAGCCGCCAGAUGAACCACCACCACCACCCCCCGAGGACGGAUGCGCAGGCUGUGGAGCUAGGAUAACAGACAGAUAUUAUCUUCUGGCCCUUGAAAGACGCUGGCAUACCCCCUGCCUGAGAUGCUGCGAAUGCAAGAUGCCACUCGACUCGGAACAGAGAUGCUACGCGCGAGAUAGCAAUAUAUUUUGCAAAAAUGACUACUUCAGGUUAUAUGGUUCAAAGCGAUGUGCGAGGUGUAACACGCCCAUCUCGGCGUCUGAGUUAGUGAUGCGCGCUCGAGACCUGGUGUUCCACGUGCACUGCUUCUCAUGCGCGCUCUGCAGCACGAGGCUUACGAAGGGUGACACGUUCGGUAUAAGAGAUUCAGCUGUCUAUUGCAGGCUACACUAUGAAACUAUGCCGGACUACGGCCCCCAUAUGGCGGUUCCAGGGCCUCCUCAGAUGUGUCCAGGACCCUAUCCAGGGCCCCCUCCUGGCUCUCACUACCCUCCAUACCCGUCACCCGAAUUCACACGAGUAGAGCACGAUGUUCCUAAAGGCCCUUUCUUCAAUGGUGCUGCAGCCCCUCCCCCUCGACAAAAAGGGCGUCCUAGAAAAAAGAAACCAAAAGACCAAGAUAUCAUGACAGCCAACCUUGAUCUGAAUCCUGAGUACUUGGAGAUGGGGUUCCGAGGCGGCGGCGGGCUGGGAACAACCUCGCGCACGAAGCGCAUGCGCACCAGCUUCAAACACCAUCAACUGCGCACUAUGAAGUCCUACUUCGCCAUCAAUCACAAUCCCGACGCGAAAGACCUGAAGCAACUUAGCCAGAAGACUGGCCUCCCCAAAAGGGUUUUACAGGUAUGGUUCCAGAAUGCACGAGCGAAAUGGCGACGUAUGGUGACGAAGCAGGAGAACAAGAUGGCGGAGAAGUGUUCUCCGGACGGCUCUCUGGAGAUGGACAUGUACCAUGGACAGAUAGGGUCGAUUCAGUCGCUGCCGCCGCACAGCCCGCCCUACAGUGUGAUGGGCGGUCCUGCCAGCCCCAACUCUAUGGAUUGUCCA
This is a messenger RNA of Brenthis ino (lesser marbled fritillary), 1353 nucleotides long. The record is from the annotation of a GenBank genome assembly. NCBI's taxonomy places the organism in Eukaryota, Metazoa, Arthropoda, Insecta, Lepidoptera, Nymphalidae.